Molecule: messenger RNA, 3204 nt
Organism: Wyeomyia smithii (pitcher-plant mosquito)
Lineage: Eukaryota; Metazoa; Arthropoda; Insecta; Diptera; Culicidae
Gene: Hph
Product: rho GTPase-activating protein gacZ
Exons: 6
Coding region: 686-2470 (594 amino acids)
Biological process (GO): cellular response to hypoxia; peptidyl-proline hydroxylation to 4-hydroxy-L-proline
Cellular component (GO): cytoplasm; nucleus
Molecular function (GO): peptidyl-proline 4-dioxygenase activity; ferrous iron binding; L-ascorbic acid binding
Source: RefSeq, a predicted model, not a curated record
CGGAUAAGUGACUAAGGAGAACAAAUAUUUUGCCAACCUCAGUUUCAAAUCGCCUCCCGACGGCACUGAAAAGGUUAACAACCCUCACACUAGCGAAAACCACGUGCCAUACGUGACACAUCAAACGUUCGCUCGGACUCUCGACUCGGGUAUACAGCCUGCGCGUGUGUGCGUGACAGGUUCGCUUAUCAACAGCGCGAAUUCAGCGCUGCAGCAUUUUUUUGCUUCGUAUUCAGCAUAUUUUUGCUCUACUACAUACCAGGAUCAUCUGUCAAAAAACGAAAGCAAUCGACCUGUAAUGAUUAUAUAGGAAAAGUAAAAAUAAAAUCAAAUUUUCAACCCCUGCAAGGCUUGUUGGAAUAGGUAGGUUUGGCCUGAAGAGAAAGUGCGUCGGAGAACAUGAAAAUUUGAGAGUGAUGAUUUUUGGGGCAAACUUAUUGCGUGAUAUACAAAUUUUUCGCAGUGUGACAAACAACGCAAUUGGCGAAGAGCAAACACGAAUGUGGAUAUAAAUAGUUUUUCUUUUGUUUCUGAGUGAAAGCAAAGGAAAUGUUUUCUCUAAGCGUGAACUGAUAAGAGAACAAAAGGUAAUUAUCGAAUUGCGUCCCCUUAGUGCGCGGGUGACAGCUGUGAAGGGACGACCUUGAACAGUGUGUGAACGUGCUUGCGUUGCGUUUCUAUUGUGAUGAACGAAAAUCGUUUCACCAACUAUCUUCAGCAAGGACCAGCCCAGGAAAUGCGUCAGUUUCAGCACCAAUGUCGAGUUUGCGGAUCGACGGAAGGUCUUCGAAGAUGUAGUCGCUGCCAGGUUGCCUACUACUGCUCGCAGGUUCACCAGCGGCUGGACUGGAAGUUGCACAAGCUCGAAUGCCGAUCGACUCAGCUGCUUCCGGCCAGUGUCCAGCAGCUGCAGUUCGGUGAAGUUUUUUCCCCCGCUAGAUCUGCACCACUUCUAGCUGGCACGGGCUUGGAAUCACCAAUCUUUCUACGGCAAGAGCAGCAGGCGACGUCUCUCGGCGGAAUGGUGUACGGCGGCAGUGGCACCAGCAGCGCUGCUGUUUCACCGAGUGGCGUACGUGAUGAAAAUUUGUCAACAAACGGACUGCGGGCCACCACCACAGGCGUAGAAGCGAUGGAUGGAAUCGUGUGUACGUCGCCGUCGACAGCAAUGCCACCACCACAAGCGCAAGCAGUGACAGUAACGACGACGGCGACGUCGUCUCCGUCGUUGCAGCCAGUGAUCUUGAACAGCGAGGACGAACUGCUGCUCAGCGACAAUACAGUAUCGAAACUGCUCGGGAGUGAGUCGCUAGCAUCUGCGGUGGAAGAGUUACUUGAUUUGGGCCAUAUCGAUGUGGAUCAUAUUUUAAACGAAAACAACUUCCUUAACAAUUUGAACUUUUUGGACGAAAAUCUCAGCGUGGCAGAAAGUGUGGGCAAUAACAAUAUCGAUUUUGAUCGCAGUAUUGGUAAAACUAGUGCCAUUAAUAGCAGUGAUAGGUUUGCGAUCGAAACAGGCAACACGACUGGAACAGUGCAAAACAGCCAAGUUGAACGGUUACCUGACCGGAACAACGAGAUGCAACUCACGCAAACAAUGGCGGUGGCUGCGCCACUGCAAAACCGUAGUCAGCUUGCCGGUAGUGAGAGCAAUAGUAACAACCGUGCUACUACGGACGAAAGUGUAAGCGCGCUGCUAAACGCAAAGAUAGACAAUCUACUGGGAAUCGGCCAGCCGGCUGAUGCUGCCUUGUUGGCGGAUCUCGAACAGGAAAGCUUGGAUGAGGCCUGCCGCAAUCUGGUUCGGGACAUGAAUGAAUACGGGGUUUGUGUGUUGGAUAAUUUUCUUGGUCCAGAACGGGGACUGAGGGUGCUGAAGGAGGUCACCGGCAUGUACUCGUCUGGAGUGUUUCGGGACGGUCAACUGGUGUCCAAUCGGGGCGGAAUGAACAUUCGACACAUUCGCGGAGACAAGAUUACCUGGAUCGGCGGAAACGAGCCGGGUUGCAGCAACAUCGGCUAUUUGAUAAAUCGGGUGGAUGCCGUUAUAACCAACUGCAAACGGAUGAAGAACAAUGGCAAACUUGGACUGCACAACAUCCGAGAGCGGACAAAGGCGAUGGUAGCUUGCUAUCCCGGAUCCGGUUCGCACUACGUCAAACACGUGGACAAUCCGAACCAGGACGGUCGUUGCAUUACUGCUAUCUACUACCUCAAUCUCCAUUGGGACGUGUUGCAGAGUGGCGGCCUCUUGCGAAUUUUCCCGGAAGGUUGCCACGAUCGAGUCGCUGACAUCGAGCCUAUUUUCGAUAGAAUACUAUUUUUCUGGUCCGAUCGGAGGAACCCGCACGAGGUACAGCCAGCCCAUCGGACCCGUUAUGCAAUUACACUGUGGUAUUUGGAUGCCGAGGAGCGUGAGUCGGCUCGGCUGCGCUACCAACGAGAUUUCGAGAACCGAUUCAACGCGUGAGCCCGCCGGUCAAGUUGCCGUAAAGGAAUCCGCCUGUUUCUUUGUUCCGUAAAGUUUUUGAUUUGACACCAAACCAAUCAAGAGCAUAUUAGCACUCAGCACCGGGCAAAUGCAGGACGGACGGGCAGGGCUCUAUUUAAACGACAGCUAGGAUAGUGCGCUUCCUGCAGGGCCAACAAAACAGAAGCGCCUCGAACCGUUGAUUUAAGAUACCAAAAAUGUGAUACUCCAUUGCUGAUUUGAACGCGAAUCAAAUGUUAUUAUUUUUCGAUUGUAUUUCUGUUGUUAUGUACAUAGAAGAAAAUGUCGAUAGCCAGUAGCUUUUUUUACUAAUAAAAAAGUUAGUCAAAUGUUAGGUUUAAGGUACGAACUGUUCCAAACAGAUGCAACCGAGUUGCCGUCGCAGACCUGUUCUCAGGUCUGUUGUAACAGUAGUCAAAAUGUUUACAAUUUAAGUCAUCUUCGCGAGCGUAGGUUAACUUCUAUUUAACAAUUACAAAUUAUCCGAUUCGGAACAAACUAUCUGUAAACUGUAGCUAGAGAUGCGUUUAUUUAAUGACAAGUUGGUGUUUGGUUUUAGAUUAAGCUUUGUAUGAAUAACAAAACAAAAUUACGGAAGAUUGAGCCAAAAUUUACUUCUAAUUUGUAAAUGAACUCAACAAUUUUUUGUUUGCUCAGAAAGUUUGCAAAUUUUUGGCAUUGUGACGAUGAGAAUAUAAUUUUUCCAAGUUGAA